Messenger RNA from Huiozyma naganishii CBS 8797, 1368 nucleotides. It is a transcript of the gene RRN9, whose product is annotated as Rrn9p. NCBI's taxonomy places the organism in Eukaryota, Fungi, Ascomycota, Saccharomycetes, Saccharomycetales, Saccharomycetaceae. The transcript has a single exon. The coding region runs from base 1 to 1368 and encodes 455 amino acids. The record is from RefSeq and is a predicted model, not a curated record.
AUGAGUGAUGACACCUCUGCUGGAGAAAGCGAGCGACUCGAGGACGGUCCCGGACGGAAUGCGGACUCUGUCCCGAGCAAUGACAAGGAAUUGAAAAAAAUAGACCGAGAGCAACAACAAACCAUUGACAGCGCUCACGAAUUGCUCACAACUUUGGAAUAUGCUCAUAGAAAUGAUCUCCCAUUGCAUCUGUACUCGUCAUUUCUUUUGAAGAAGCUGUUGUGCAGGGCAAACGAACGGAAACAUGCGUACGAGGUUAACAAAUUCAUUCAACAUAAUAUAAAGGACAGUUGGGUCAGUUGGCCUAAUGAGAACACAGCGAUAAAUCCACAGACAGAUACGAUAUACGAAGAUACCCCCACGAAACGAGGGGGCAGUAACCAACCAGCGGGGGCGGUGGUGGACGAUCCGAUACGACCUGGUGAAGUAUCUGAAAGAGCACUUCGACACGCCGCUCGCCUGUUAAAUAUCGAAAUGAAUGCCGUUUGGCAGCAAGGUCUGAGCAGAUCUGCGCGCAUUGCAGGCACUUCCUUGGAUGUUGAUAAAUGCGAAAUGCCCGUAGAGCUUUCCUCACGCGUUAUCGGGAAGUUGGAUCAUCUCUUCGCAGGGUUAAACCACAAGAUUGCCCAAAAGAAUAAAAUCUCCAUAUCUAACGAUCCUGAGGCACCAGUGAGACAUAUCUCCGAUUUGGAAGCUGUUCAGGAACGUGACGAUACUACAAGGGUAAAUCAAGAUACAAAACUAACCUACCACGACAUAAUUGAACGCGCUUGCGAGAUGAACGAAGAUAUGAAGGACAUCUAUAUGAAAUCUUUGGAGUUGUACCACGACAUACCGAAACAGUACAGAAAACAGCAAUUCAAGCUACCGAAAAAGGUCCUGAAGCAUUUUAGGUAUAAACAUGACAGAACGCCGCAUUUGAGGGCUAUGUGCGAUACCAUGAAAGACAAGGAAUACGUCCCGAUCAAACGGCUUCUUAAUGACGCAAGCUUGAACACCGAGGAGAGGACUCUGCUGAAGACGUUCCAGAGUAAUGAUGUAGAACACAAUUUGAACAAAAAAUCGUUUCUUCUAAUCAAGUAUAAUCAAGAACGGUGGGAACGAAGUCGGAAUGGCUGCGAGGAUGAGGACCCGGCAGUGAAAGAUACAAAGAAUGGACCGAAACAGAAACAACAACAGAAAGGAGAUUUACCACCGGAUAUUUCGACACUACCAAUACGGAAAUUCACACCGUACCUAGACGAGGACGCUGAAGUAGACGAGGACGAGUACGGCAUAGCAGACUGUUUAGUGACACUACCCAGACGACAUUGUAACAAUAAUAAUAGUAAUAAUAAUAAUAUUAAUGGUGAUAAUAUACCAAAGUAA